Closterium sp. Yama58-4 is the source of this 1359-nucleotide messenger RNA. NCBI's taxonomy places the organism in Eukaryota, Viridiplantae, Streptophyta, Zygnematophyceae, Desmidiales, Closteriaceae. The record is from the annotation of a GenBank genome assembly.
AUGGCUUCUACCAACUCCAAUGCUGGUGGUGUUGAAGGCAACAACUCCCAUGCUGAUCUGGAAGUUUGUGUGCAGAAGAUUGACUUGAACAACUUGGAUGAGGAAAUGGCUGAAAAGGAACCUGCUGAAAACUCCCCUGCUAAGGACCCUUCAGCUGCUGAAAAUUCCAAGGAGCAGGAAGGGGAGUCUCAGGAGGAUGACAUUGAGUUGGAAGGGGAAGAGGACAUUUUGCAUGCUGAAAUUGCUAAGCUGCAGGACCAUGCUGCUGAGCAGGAUACGCGCAUCCAGCAGCAGCAGUCACUCAUCACCAACCUCAAGAGGGAUCUCUCUGACCAGGACAACAAAAUCAAGUACCUGGAAGUUGAGCUCAAGAACAUGAAGCACGACGCCCGGGAGCACGUUCAUCAGCUGGCGAGGCAGACCUCAAAGAUCAACGAGCUGCGCGAGGCGUUCAGUGCCCUCCGAAGGGAGACCAUGUAUCGCCCUGCACCACGAGCGGAACCGCCUGCCAACUCUGCUAGCGGUCGCACCAACCCUUCUCGCUCUGGUGGUGCAGUGGGUGACCCUGGUCCUUCUACGCAGCGCGCUGCUGAGCCGAGCACGCAGGCUUUUGGCUCUCUGCCAAUCACCCUGCCGCCAUUCAUCCAUGGCAAGACGGACGUGGCUGCGUGGCUGUCGAUGAUGACCGACCUGUUCAAGGCGCACAAGGUCCAAGACGACGCUCGCGUCGUCGCUGCCACCACCGUGCUGGACCAGAAUGCACAGCGAGUGGUGUAUGGCAGCAAGAUCCAGGCUGAGGCGGAUAGGAAGCCGUUUGGAUGGGAGGAAUUCGCAUCUGCACUCAAGCAAGCCUUCCAGAAACCGGCAGAACGCAUGAGCGAGGGUGAGAAGAUCCAUCUGUUCUUCAGGGGGCUGCCUGAGCACCUCAAGAACAUGCAUAUGACGGAUGGGGCUGGGGAGGCAUGGAGGUCCUAUGAUCACGUGAAGCGCGUGGUGGGGACCACUGAUAAGCACUUCCGUGCUUAUGCCAAAACCACUACCCAGCCGCAGCAGGCCUCAAGGCCGUCUUCUAGCACUGCGGGUCCGAGUGGAAGGCAGCAGGGAACGCCUUGGAAGGGCGGGAACCACAAGAGGCCCUUCCAGCAGGGACAGCAGGCUGACCACAAGGCCAAGAAGGUCAAUGAGGGUGGACCAAGCAAUGUCCAGAGCUGCUUCAAGUGCGGCAAGCCUGGACACAAGGGUUAUGAGUGCCGCCACCGCAAGUCGGUGAAGUACUCUGGCAAGGCUAAGACGGACAACAAGCGCAAUGACGGCAGUGGUCCCUCAGGCACCCAGCGGGAUUUUGCAAAGCCCAACUAG